Messenger RNA from Amoebophrya sp. A25, 1301 nucleotides. NCBI's taxonomy places the organism in Eukaryota, Dinophyceae, Syndiniales, Amoebophryaceae. The record is from the annotation of a GenBank genome assembly.
GUUUCAGAAAAAGCAAAUGAAAGUUUCAAAAAAUGUUUUUGGAAGCCACGCGCCGUGGAGCAAUGGUUAGCUCAUUCGGCCUUCAGUUAACCGAACAAAGAGUCCUCUGUCGUAGGGCAGGGUUUUCCUCUCUUGCGACUUUACCGAGAAGACGUUUUCGGCGCAAAGAGGAGUGGUCGUCGUAUUUCCAUGCGCUUGGGGUCGAGUGGCCGCGAACACAGCCCCUGCCGCUUGAAGAGCGCACUCGCAGGAGCGCGCAGAACAAUAGUGCAAAUGAUGCAGCGGAAUUUGUCGAGUCGACUGUCCAGAAACUGACUAGUGGGUAUGAGUUCUUUAGAUUACCGCGGUGCAGUAGAGCGACAUUCCUGGUGCGGCGUCGGGAUUGUGCGAUUCCUGAGACCACUGGAGAGGCUUCCGCGGACGGCUUGUGGCAGGCUAUACAGGUGAAGAGCGCGCUAAAACGCAACAAACGAGAGUCAAACAGUUACCACUUUGCUGGCACUGGUAGCGGGCCGGAUUGCGAUACUGGUAUUGCGCUUGUCUGCGUGCCACAACAGAAGCUAGAGUUCCUCGUCGGGAAUGGCUUGAGCGUCCAAUACGCAGGUGGACGGCAGUACUGGAUGACGCGUUGCGACAUUGAGAGUGUGAGUGCUUGCAACGAUGUUGGCUGCAGCCGCGUCCGUGAGAACUUUGAACAUCUACUGUUUCAGCUCCCGAAAAAAUCACUUUCUGACUGGAUUAGAAGACUGGCAAAUAGGGCCCAGGAUCGUGUUCACCAGCUCCUUAUACUCCGGCUUUCGCAGGAAAUUGAGAAGCGUCUCUGUGUAGAGCUGCUGUGCCUCGGUUCCUACACCAAUGCCAGCAACGCGACCGUUUUUGGCAAACGGGUUCUGCUUCGAUGCGGUCGCCUCAGCAGCAAAACGGGAAAAGGGAAGGUUCGUCUGGAAAGGCGCCGGAGUGUCGAUGGCAAACGGUUUGACUUUCCCUUUGACGCGAGUGAGGACGAUGUUGACCUAUUCAUUAUCCUAUUGCAUAGAGGCAAGCUUUCAGACCAGCUGGCGGGUAUUUUUGUUUUUCCGAAACGUUUCCUCAUGGAAGAGAAUAUUAUUUCCGCAAACUAUGUCGGCGGUCGGCGUGAGCUUGUGCUUUACCCACCAGGUUGCAAAGCAGUGUCGCAUCAUAGGCAAGAAUUUGCCCGAAAACAGUGUCAAUACUUUCUUUCGUUCGAAGACACCUCUUGGACUUUUGGCGCAGGCGACCACAUAACAGAGAAACUCAGGUCGUUACUCAUGUGUCAAUAA